UUGCAGUGACUAGAUUGUGAUCUAAUGGGAAGUUCAAUGAAACAAUAUAUAUAACUGAAGUGGACUGCUGUUGCAGGAGUUACCCCAGAGAUAGAGAAAAAGUGUUAUGUCAGCUCUCCGCCAGCUGGGCGGUGCUUUAGGAAAGAAUGAAACAAUAAGAGAACAGCAGCAAUGCACCAGGAAAACCAUAAAGAAACCUAGCGGGGAAAGUCUGUGUGCACGAGGUUUGAAUCGUCUUGAAGUUGUUGUUCAGUAAAAGCAGAGCAGGAACACGCAGGAGCUCCUCGGACAUGGAUGUGCAGAAAUAUUUGAACCGGAUCGGGUCCACGGUCCCGGCUGAGCCCGACCUGGACGCGCUGCGGUCGGUCCACACUCGUCACUUGUUGUCGGUGCCGUUCGAGGACCUGACGGUGCACAGCGGCGGGCGAGUGGAGCUCGAUCUCCCGCUGAUCUACGACAAGAUCGUGACCCGGCACCGAGGCGGUUUCUGCUACGAGAACAACGGCCUCUUCUCCUGGCUGCUGUGCUCACUGGGCUUCCAGGUGACCAUGCUUUCCGCCCAGGUGAAGGGCCUGAUCAGCGGGUACUACGGGCCACCGUUUGACCAUCUCGUCCUCAUGGUGACCCUCCAGGGCCGCCGCUGGCUGUGCGACGUCGGUUUCGGCGGAGCAGGCUUCUCUGUGCCGAUUUCUCUGGAGACCAGCGGGCCCCAGGCGGAGGGCCACAGAGUGUACCGCAUCAGAAAGCAAGGGUAUAUGCACUUUCUGGAAUGGCAAGGAGAGGAGAACAGAGGUGCGGAUGGAGACUGGAAGGAGGUGUACAAGUUCACCCUCGAUCCCAGGAGCCUGGAGGACUUCACGGACAUGUGCCAGUACCACCAGAGCUCCCCCUGCUCUAUCUUCUUCUGCAAAUCCCUCUGCACCAUUUUGAAACCAGGUGGACGGCUCACAUGCAUGGGCCGCAGGCUCAUCUCCACCACUUUCCCUACUGAGGGAGCAGGGUUCAAAUCCACCACCAGAGAACUUCAAGAUGAGGAGAUUGACGUCAUUUUGGCAGAGGAAUUUGGAAUUGUGCUUAAUUCUCCACUCACACCAAAGGAUCAGACAAUGACACCACCCCCGGUCUACGCUGAUUUGAGCCCUGAGGAAACUUUGGGCACUUGACUAUAUGCUUCUGCAUCUUUGUGUCAUUCUUAGCCUAGGUCUUUUCAUCGUAUUUGCAAAUGUACACAGCCUUUCCUUCUACAUUGGCUGGAGUGAAAUGUCUCCACACAUGAGAUGGAAUUGUUCUGUAGAAUAAGAUGAGAAAAAAGCUUGUAGAAAAGCACUAAAGCAAUGCCAGAAAUAUAAAUAGUUGGCCAAUUGGAAUGUUCUUAAUUUUUUUUUUUUUUUUACAGUUGAUGGAUAAAUGAAUAGAAAUAGGCUAGAUGAACAGUCCUCAAUCAGCAUGCUAAUAUAUUUCCCCCAGUAAUAUCAUCGAAACUUACCUGACUAGUCCUGCACACUACAGCAUGCCUCAAUAGCCCUGCUGUAGUGUGCAUGAUGCUGGGAAUUAUCUGCGCAUGUGCUGGAGAAAUGCACAGUGCAGGGUUGAAAAUUCAACGUGCAACGUAUGCUGCAUUCCAUACAUCUUAAAAACAGAGUUUUGAAUGUUUUUUUUGCUCAGCGUUUAAUUUAUGUAAUUUUUUUUUUUCAAAAUUCCCCAAAUUCCCGAGCUGAGUAUUCCCAUGGAAAGUUUCUGGAAAAUUUCCGGCAAUUUACCGCCCCUUUGCAACCCUAGAUACAUCUGCUGGAUCAAGACGGAUCAGUCUCUUAGUUAUGCCAGAUUGUUUCUCAUCAAGCCCCAUGAAUGAUUUCCUGGGAAGUGAUCAACAACUCCUGGAUCCACAACUUUGUCUGCACCGUGCCAAAAUUUAAUGGUAAUUUAAUUAGUAAUCUUGUUUAAAAACUACCAAACAAAUGUACACAGGUGAAAACACAACAUGCUUGUCAGAGGGAAUUAUGGAAAAACAAUCUUUGUAUUUAUUGAGAUGACUUCAAUCAGUGUUUUGUUGACUCGUUAUAAAUAAAUGAUUUGAGGCUAUAGUUUAAAACUCACCUUUGUACUGUCACAACCCCCCCCCCCCCCCGCCUGUUAAACAACAACCACAUCGUCACAAAUGCACCAACAAAAAGAUAAAUUGUCAGUUUGAUUUAAUAAAUUAUACAUACACUUUUAAGAUGUACAAUGGUCAUUGCAUUAAUCCAUCUGUCUUUUUGUUUUGGUAAGACAAAGUCUGCGUUUCAAAGUAUUUACACAUGUACAAUUAUCAGGCAGCACUUUACAAAGCAAGGCAUGAACAACAACAGAGAUGUCGGGAUUCAAAUCCAACCCUGUUACCCUCGCCCUCCUGACUUCUCCGUCAAUCAGAGGGGGGAGGGGGUUACUCAGCUGUCCCAUGAUUAUAGCACAAUCUCCUCCCGUCCCACCUUUUGAUGGGGGCGCGAAAGGGAAUUCAAAAAAUGGAAUGACAUCCAUCAAAUCCACCAACAUCCACAGGAGAUUCCAAAGGAUUA
Molecule: messenger RNA, 2555 nt
Organism: Pleuronectes platessa (European plaice)
Lineage: Eukaryota; Metazoa; Chordata; Actinopteri; Pleuronectiformes; Pleuronectidae
Product: arylamine N-acetyltransferase 2
Exons: 1
Coding region: 291-1163 (290 amino acids)
Molecular function (GO): acetyltransferase activity
Source: RefSeq, a predicted model, not a curated record